AUGGAUGAAACGCACAACAACAGGACUUCCUUGGUCAAAGGUGCCAAGGACAUCGCUAAAGAAACCAAGAAGCAUGCUGCCAAAAACCUCGGUAAAGCUGUUGAUCGUGCCUCAGAUGAAUAUUCAGCUCAUCGCAGCUACAAUCGUUUCCAGAACGAGGAUGAAGAAGACAUCAACUACAGUACUUACACUCAGCAAGAUGGUGAAUAUGCUGACAAUGCAGCCAAUGAUGAGGACGGAGCCUCUAGUGAUGCCACAGAGGGCCACGACGAUGAAGAUGAGAUCUAUGAGGGGGAAUACCAAGGUGUGCCUGCCAACAAUGACGGCAAGCCGCGGGAGGGUCAGGUGGCUCUCGGCCAGCCGGUUUCCGACAGCCAAAAGAGCAGUAAGGAGCUGGAAAACGAGAGACAGGCAGAUGAGGAGGAGCUGGCCCAGCAGUACGAGCUAAUCAUGCAGGAGUGUGGCCAUGGGAGAUUCCAGUGGCAGCUGUUCUUCGUACUCGGGCUGGCGCUCAUGUCAGACGGCGUGGAAGUGUUCGUUGUGGGCUUCGUCCUGCCUAGUGCUGAGACAGACAUGUGUGUCCCCAACUCUGGUGCCGGAUGGCUUGGUAGCAUUGUGUACCUGGGGAUGAUGUUUGGAGCCUUUUUUUGGGGCGGCCUGUCGGACAAGUUGGGCCGUAAACAGUGCCUGCUGAUAUGCCUGUCCGUCAACGGCUUCUUCGCCUUCCUCUCCUCUUUUGUUCAAGGCUACAGCAUGUUCCUCCUCUGCCGCAUGGUCUCUGGUUUUGGGAUCGGGGGAGCUGUUCCAAUAGUAUUCUCUUACUUUGCGGAGGUGUUGGCUCGGGAGAAGAGAGGAGAGCAUCUGAGCUGGCUCUGCAUGUUCUGGAUGAUCGGAGGGAUUUAUGCCUCAGCCAUGGCAUGGGCCAUCAUCCCACACUAUGGCUGGAGCUUCAGCAUGGGUUCAGCCUACCAGUUCCACAGCUGGAGAGUGUUUGUGGUGGUGUGUGCGCUGCCUUGUGUCUCUGCAGUGGUCGCUCUCACUUUUAUGCCUGAGAGCCCCCGCUUCUUCCUGGAGAUGGGUAAACACGACGAGGCCUGGAUGGUGCUAAAACAGAUCCAUGACACCAACAUGCGUGCCCGAGGAGAACCGGAGAGAGUCUUCACUGUGAACAGGAUAAAAAUCCCCAAACAGUUGGACGAGCUGGUGGAGAUGCAGAAUGAGUCAGCCAACCCUGUGCUCAAGGUCCUCUUCAAGAUCAAGACUGAGCUCAGAGGGAUCUGGUUGACUUUUAUGAGAUGCUUCGACUACCCAGUGAGAGACAACACCAUCAAACUGGCUGCAGUUUGGUUUACUCUGUCUUUUGGGUACUACGGGCUGUCUGUGUGGUUCCCUGAUGUCAUCAAGCACCUUCAGGCUGAUGAGUACGCCUCCAGAGUGAAGGUUCACAACAACGAACGCAUUGAAGACUUCACCUUCAACUUCACCCUCGAAAACCAGAUCCACAGGAACUCUGUCUUUCUAAACGACAGGUUUAUCGGUAUGAAGUUCAAGGCGGUCACAUUCAUCGACUCCUCUUUCCUCAACUGCUAUUUUGAAGAUGUCUCCUCUGUCGGAUCCUUCUUUAAAAACUGCACCUUUAUCGACUCGUUCUUUUACAACACGGAUAUUGACGAUGCCAAACUAACAAACUCAGAGGUGAUCAACAGCUCCUUCCACCACAACAAGACGGGGUGUCAGAUGACAUUUGAGGACGAUUACAGCGCCUACUGGGUGUACUUCGUCAACUUCCUGGGAACUCUGGCUGUGCUGCCCGGAAACAUCGUCUCUGCUCUCCUCAUGGAUAAAAUAGGGCGCCUCAGCAUGUUAGGAGGCUCCAUGGUGCUGUCAGGCAUCAGCUGCUUCUUCCUGUGGUUUGGAACCAGUGAGUCGAUGAUGAUCUUCAUGCUCUGUCUUUACAACGGCCUCAGCAUCUCUGCCUGGAACUCCCUGGAUGUGGUCACCGCCGAGCUGUACCCAACAGACAGGAGGGGCACAGGCUUUGGCUUCUGUAAUGCCAUGUGCAAGCUGGCAGCGGUGAUGGGCAACCUGAUCUUUGGCUCACUGGUUGGCAUCACCAAGGCGAUCCCCAUCCUGCUGGCAUCGUCCGUGUUGGUUGGCGGCGGCCUGGUGGGCCUUCGACUGCCAGACACACGCGCCAAUGUCCUCAUGUGA
Molecule: messenger RNA, 2211 nt
Organism: Limanda limanda (common dab)
Lineage: Eukaryota; Metazoa; Chordata; Actinopteri; Pleuronectiformes; Pleuronectidae
Product: synaptic vesicle glycoprotein 2C-like
Exons: 12
Coding region: 1-2211 (736 amino acids)
Biological process (GO): transmembrane transport; chemical synaptic transmission
Cellular component (GO): membrane
Molecular function (GO): transmembrane transporter activity
Source: RefSeq, a predicted model, not a curated record